GAUAUGCCUUUCUCUGGAGUUAUGCAAGAGAACGGAAAAUGGGUCGGGAAAGGAUACGCAUUUUACAUUUUUGAUUUAAUCAGUAAAAAACUGAAUUUUACGUACACUAUUAUUCCACCAAGCGAACACAUUUUGGGUGAUGAAAAUAGGGGUAUUCUUGGUUUACUUUAUCAAAAGAAGGUGGAUGUAGCUGUUGCAUUCCUUCCUGUGUUACCGGAAAUGCGACGAUAUUGCACGUUCAGUACCGCUCUGGACGAAACGAAGUUAACCGCUGUGAUGAAAAGACCUCAGGAGUCAGCUACUGGUUCUGGUCUUCUGGCACCUUUCGAAAGAACCGUGUGGUUGUUAGUUCUAGCAUCGUUAAUUUUUGUGGGACCGGUUAUUUAUCUUUUCGCAAGUAUUAGAGCAAAGUUAUGGCAUGAUCCGACUUCGGAGAAUUUCAAUAUAUCCUCCUGCUUCUGGUUCGUUUAUAGUUCUCUUCUGAAGCAAGGGACGAACAUUGUUGCUACAACAGAUUCGACACGCAUGCUUUUUGCUACUUGGUGGAUCUUUAUACUGAUCUUAACAUCCUUCUACACGGCGAAUCUCACUGCUUUUCUCACGAAGCCACAAUUUACAUUGUCUAUCAGUUCCCUGCAUGAUAUUGUUCAGAAGGGAUAUAAUUGGGUUACUUAUCAAGGGCGCAUGGUUGAUUUUCUUCUAUCUCAAAAUCACCAGAAUGAUUUAACUUUGUUGAACAUGAGUAAAUUGCAAGGGAAAGGUGUUUUUAAGUAUUACGAGCCAUCAAGAGCAAUCUUAGAAUCAGUUACCACGAGAAGACUUUUUCUGGCGGAGGCACAUUAUUUGCAGACUUUAAUAUUUAAAGAUUAUGUAAAUAAAACUCGCCAUCAUUUGGAACACAAUUUGCGUUGUACAUACGUCAUAAUGCCAGGUGGUAUUUUACUAACUAGUCGUGCUUUUGGUUUCUCUUAUGGUUCAACUGUUCAGAAACAUAUCAAUGAAAUGUUGUUGAGAUUAGUGGAAACUGGUAUUGUACAACACAGAAAAGAAGAGGAUCUUCCAUUGGCGGAAAUCUGCCCUGUCGAUCUUCGUUCAAGUGAAAGACAACUGCGAAAUACUGAUCUUCUUUUAACAUACAAAGUUGUGGUGGCUGGAUACACGAUCGCUGCGAUAAUCUUUUUAUUCGAAAUAAUUUAUGCGUUUAUUUCGUACCGAAUAAAGAAUAGCAAAAGAGAGACGCGCACCACUUCGAAAGAAAAAUUAGAGGUUUCUUCACUUAACAAUAUUUCAAAUCAAAAUUAUAUGAGUGUGUUAAAGAGAAGUCCACCGGCGAUUUACCAAGAUCCUGGCAAUGUUUUAAUGCAAAGAAAACAACAGCUUGUCAAUGGAAGAAAUUACUAUGUAGUUACUGAUCGAGGCGGUGAUCAAAGACUAAUUCCUAUCAGAACUCCUUCUGCUUUUUUGUUUCAGUAUGCAGCUUAA
This is a messenger RNA of Habropoda laboriosa, 1482 nucleotides long. RefSeq names its product glutamate receptor ionotropic, delta-2 (gene Ir76b). The coding region runs from base 4 to 1482 and encodes 492 amino acids. The transcript is spliced from 7 exons. Lineage: Eukaryota; Metazoa; Arthropoda; Insecta; Hymenoptera; Apidae. Gene Ontology annotation, molecular function: ligand-gated monoatomic ion channel activity. Gene Ontology annotation, cellular component: membrane. The record is from RefSeq and is a predicted model, not a curated record.